Aphanomyces astaci is the source of this 897-nucleotide messenger RNA. RefSeq lists its product as hypothetical. The coding region runs from base 1 to 897 and encodes 298 amino acids. The transcript is spliced from 2 exons. The record is from RefSeq and is a predicted model, not a curated record. NCBI's taxonomy places the organism in Eukaryota, Oomycota, Saprolegniomycetes, Saprolegniales, Verrucalvaceae.
AUGCUCCAGGGUAGCACGAAACCCAUUUACGUUGAAAUCGCCACCGAACAACCUGUGUGGCGCCUCAUGGAGCAGGUGAGGAGUCAUCUCGGCUUUGCCUGCCCAACACACGAGCUACACCUCCAUGUGGCUAAGGAUACUGAAGGCCGCUGGUUGGACAUGGCACACUAUGCGUUACACGUCGCCAAGCAAGUUCAACCGGACAGAGUCAACUCAAUCAUGCAAUCACUCCCCAUGGCUCCCACCGCAAUCAUUCGUGUGGCACCAUCCCCUGUCUUCGGAGACGCGCCUGCACUCGUUGCUAACCGUGCUGACCCCCAAGGCGUUGUAGCUGCACCUGUACCCAGCAAUGUGGAGCGACUACCCUCCGCCGCUGAAGGUGAGCAUGUGGUCGACGCAGCUAUGCUUCCCCCAUGCGGCAGUUAUGGCGGUGUUCACGAUCUAGACGCUGGUGCCGAAAUUGCUGAUCGCAACAAUGACGAACCUCCCCGUGGCAUCCUUGAGCGUUUCAUCAGCGUUAGAGAUUCGAUACUGCCUUUCUUUAGAAGUGCCACUCCACCACGUGCCCGUGAUCCCAUCCCGCCUAACGAUGUGUUUAUGCCCGUCGUCCCAGGUGCCAAUCACAUCCAUGUCCUUGUGGCCUUCCCAUCGUCUUUGGACGUCGUUCUUCGAUACGAGCGUGAUGGAGUUAAUUUACGCUUGUCGUCCUCCAACAGGGCCCACUUGCUCAAGCAACUGCUUGUGCCCCGGUUUCAACGACGUGUCUUCGUGCGCCUACAAAGGCUCGCUGUUGGUGUUUCCAUCCGCCCUGGCUUUGGGGAUGUUGUUGAAGUGUCACUUCGAAUCCCAGGCGAAGGCAGCGCAACUUCGCUGGCAGUACGGCGAUCGGAACCUUAG